Molecule: messenger RNA, 1349 nt
Organism: Ectocarpus siliculosus
Lineage: Eukaryota; Phaeophyceae; Ectocarpales; Ectocarpaceae
Source: the annotation of a GenBank genome assembly
CUGUGUGCACCAGGGACUCAGCUGUUGUGGGGGUGGCACGCCGCUCGUCGUAGUGAAGACAAGCAAGCCUCCUACCUCCUUUCGUUCUAUACAUAGUCUAACAUGCCGGGCCGGUAAAGGUAGGCCGGUCAUCAAACAGUGUCGCCUUCCCCGCCGACACGCCGCCAACCGCCAUCGGGUUCACCAGCCCCCAGCACACACAUUCGUUUGGGGGGAGCGCAACAGCAGGGAUGACUAGACACCAACCGCGGAACCCGGGUAUUUCGACGCGGCAAAGGAGAUGUUGUUGGCCUUACGCAACCUGCGCUGCUGCUGCGGGUACCCUCGCGGCGUUGUGUGUCUGCUUCGUUCUCGGGGCGUCGAUCGGGUGGUGGCUCGGGGGACACCGGUCAAGGCAAGAAGCGGUCCUCGCCGAAACGUUGCGGAGAAGGGGCAACAAGCCAGUCGUUGUCGUACGCGAUGCGGGAGAGAGCUUUGUGCGGCACUACAACAGUUUCGCGGCGUACGCAGCAGAGAUGCUCAACAGCACCGAGCCUCUUCCUGUGCCCGUUGUCACUCCGAAUGAUGGACGCCGGCCCCCGAUGUCUCUCCCGCUUGGAACAAUCAUUGGAGUGCAGAAAGGAGGUACGCAAAAUCUUCGAAGCCAUUUGCUCCAGCACCCGCUUCUGUCCGGGGUGCCGGGAACGGAGGCCCACUUCUUCGAUCGCAAUCCCGAUACGUACCCAAGCCUCGGUGAGUGGCCGGGGAAUACUGGUGAUGCGAGAAGAGCAAAGCUGCCUGCAUCGGCCGCCGGAGAAGUGCUCGAGCUCUACUCCAAUGCUACCAUGAGAACAAUUGGCGCGCCUGAUGAACUUGAGGAGGCUGGAGUAACCGUUACUGUGGACUCGUCUCCAAUGUACAUCUUCUACCCGCUGGCGCCGUACCGCAUGAAGAUGGUGCAGCCCCACGCCAGGCUAGUGGUCAUACUAAAAGAUCCCACGGCAAGGAAAAUUGCGGUGUUUCUUCGAGGGUUUAGUGACCGCAAGCGGCAACCUAACCAGCUGGAGCGAUGGUUCGCGGUGUUCCCUCGAUCACAGAUACUCGUGAUCGACUCUUCGGAGCUGUAUCGUGACUUCCUCCCAACGCUGGAGAGGGCUGCGAGGCACUUGGGACUGCCGCCACACGACUUCUACUACGACUCCGACUUCCAGCACGGCACCGGCGCUUGCAAGGACAAUCGCCCCCAGUUCUUCGGAGAGGAUGGGAGGUACAAAAAGAUGCUCGAGCAGGAGCAACUUUUCCGAGACUGGUAUAGACCUCACAACGAGCGCCUCUACUCCCUCAUCGGCAAAGAUUUAAAGUGGGACUAG